GUUUCCUGCUUUGUUGAUGAUGAGUCUUUCUGUAUGUCAUAUGGUUGGUUGCGUUCAUAUAAACCCAUCAUUGAGUCGGAAACAUCGGCAGGUGCCUCUCCUUCAAGAAUCUGUAUGGACUAGUUUAAGAAUAAUACACAACAAUGAUUUCAUGGGGAGAGGAUUGUCGUAAUGGCUUUGGUUUAGUGAAGCCGAAUGGUUUAGAUACGACCAAAGCGGAUAUUAAUUUGAUACACCUUAAAUCUAAAAUUCAGGGUCUGUCCGCAGGUAACAGUGUGGUCGCGUUUAUCAGAAAUAAUGGGAGACUAGUGUCUGUCGCACGGAUUCAAGAGGACCAAGAUGGGAGAAGAUUCACAGGGAAACUGAAGACUGUGAAAUGUAAGGAGACGAUUCGGGCUCUGAGUUGUGGAGAUUCGCAUGCUGUUUUACUGUCUGAAGAGGGUCGGGUUCUCUGCUUGGACAAAGCCAAUAUUCUCAGACCAUUGGAUAACCUAUGUAACCGCCAGGUCGCUCAGGUUGCAUGUGGAGACCAGCAUUCAAUUUUACUAACUCAGGAUGGUCAGGUUUUCACAUGGGGUCAGAACACCAGCGGUCAGCUGGGUUUGGGGUGGGGCGAGCCACGCGACAUGUCCUUGUCCCCCAAGCCCCUGAAGUCUCUAUCAGGGAUCCCCCUGGUUCAGAUCACUGCAGGGGGAGACCACAGCUUCGCUCUGUCCCUUUCUGGUGCUGUGUUCGGCUGGGGCAAGAACACCGCCGGGCAACUGGGACUAGGGGACACAACAAACAGAUGUGCUCCAGCUCCUGUUGAUUGCCUGAAUCUGAAGAAGACUGUUUUGAUUUCAUGUGGAGGAGAACAUACUGCCGUUCUGACAAAGGGAGGUGUGGUGUUCACAUUUGGCUCAGGCCGCUAUGGACAGCUUGGACACAACUCUCUCCGAGAUGAACUACGACCUCGAGUGGUGGGGCAACUUUGUGGAUUAAAGGUGACCCAGAUAGCCUGUGGAAGACACCACACAUUAGCAUUUGUGGAGCCCUCCAAUAAGAUUUACUCAUUUGGGUGCGGAGAGCAAGGGCAGCUGGGAAAUGGAGUAAAGAUUGAUCAGUCUGUGCCCCUUCCAGUACAACUGCCAGACCAGAUUGAUGACCAGAAAAUUGAACACAUUUUUGCUGGAGGAAACCAUUCCUUUGCGUUGUGCACUCUUGGUCAGGAGUCUGGAGAAAGGCCUAACAAUCUCAGGUCAAGUGUGGGCAAAAUGACACGACAAGCUAUAGAUGAAGAAAUCAUUGACAAAUGGAUCUCGGAAUGUGAUUCAAAGUCUUGGAAAAAAGGACAGAAGGAAAUCACAAAAAUGUUUUCUUCUGCAUCGUGUUUAAAUGGGAGCUUUCUUGAUAAAAGUUGUGACAAACAUUACCAAACCUCACCAAAACAGUCUGGCCUGGAUUAUUCACUCGUCCAAGGCGCAUUCCGAAAGCUGGCGAAAAAGGGCAAAGUUUUGACUGAGGUUGAAGCUGUUGUCCAGCACACACUUCUUCCCUCCCUGAAUGAGGAGCCCAUUGGAGUGGAGGGCUUGAGGGUCUACCUGGUUCUCCCUGAGCUCCUGAGGGUCCUUCACAAACAGCACAGAAGGACAGAUCUCACCGAAGCCGUUGCUGCUGCUAUCCUCAGACUGCACCCCGACAAGCUGCAGGUCCUCGUUGACUGGUGGUCCUCACAGAAGCUCUCUGUCACGACCAAGCACAUUAGGGUGUGGAAGAAGGCCCUAUCGGUGAUUCUGACAACUACCCGUAUCCGCACCCCUGGCCUCAAACACCUGUUCCAGGUCCUCGACCAUCUCCACAGAGCAAACCAAAAGGCUUGUGGGACCCAGACUGUUCCCGACAGUUCCUUUUGUUUGGAGGAUAUUGAGUUCAAGUUUCUAAAGGAAGAUGUGAAGCUUUGGCGUUCUUGGUCAAAGCAGGAUGUGGAUCAGACACCUGCCAUCUUUUGUUGUUACCCAUUCUUGAUGAAUCUGCAGAGCAAGAUAAAUGUUUUUAACAUUAACGCCGCACUCACAAAGGUAAGCUCGGCACCUGCUCUGUUCUUUGAGCUGAGACUGAAUAGAGCAUCACUCAUCGAAGACACUUUCCAUCAACUGAGUGUAGCCUAUCACAGUACCUUCAAGAGGUCCCUUGUGGUGUAUUUCGACGAGGACGCGAAGCUGACAGAUGUCUACAAAAGGGACUUCUUCCUCCAUUUGUUUGAUAAGCUGUUGGUACCCGAGUCUGGGAUGUUCAUGUACAACGACACCAAUACGCUGGCCUGGUUCCCUGCAAUGCCUAGAGUGGAGGAGAAGCGUUAUUUCCUGUUUGGGGUUCUGUGUGGGAUGGCCCUGUACAACAACAACAUGGUGCACCUCCCCUUCCCCAUGGCCUUCUUCAAGAAGCUGGUGAACAUCAAUCCCUCUUUAGAGGACCUGAGAGAGUUUAGCCCCAUUGAAGCAGGGAGUUUGCAGUACAUCUUGGAUUACCCUGAUGAUGAUGUUGAAAACAUGGACAUGACUUUCUCAGUGAUGUGGGGUGAUGUAGCGGUGGAACUUGAUCCCAAAGAAACUGGAAAACUCGUCACAAGUGCCAACAAGAAGGAGUUUGUUGACACCUAUGUGAACUACAUCUUCAACCAGUCAGUAGAGGUGGUGUUUGAAGAGUUCAGGAAAGGCUUCUUCAAGGUGUGUGACAAGGACGUGGUGGAGUUCUUCCAGCCAGAGGAACUGAGGGGAGUGAUGGUGGGGAAGGAGAAUUUCGACUGGGAAACGCUGAAACGGAACACUGUGUAUGAAGGAGAGUACCAUGCUGGGCAUCCCAACAUCGUCACAUUCUGGGAGGUGUUUGAGGAACUGACAGAGGAUCAAAAGAAAGCGUUCCUGUUGUUCCUGACUGGCUGUGAUCGUGUGCCCAUCCUGGGUAUGAACCAGAUCAGGAUGAGGGUCCAAACCCUUCUCAACUCCUCCCAACAGCAUUUCCCAGAGGCGCUGACCUGUCACUCUCUGUUGCAGCUGCCCAUCUACCCCUCCAAAGAGACACUACAGAGCAGGCUUAUAGAAGCUGUUGGCCACAACAGAGGCUUCUGGAAUGAAUAAUGGGUGUUUUGUGUUGCUGCUGUGUAUAGUCCUCUCCUGUGUUCAUCUUUUCAUUGUUCCAUAGUUGGGUGUAAGAUUUGGAUUGUUUUAAUGUAGGGUUGUAUUUCAAAUCCUAACUUGAGAUAUGUGUGGUACUAUGACAUUAUCAUAUUGCAUUCACCAAAUUUUAUUAAAACAUUUAUAAAUCAAAAA
This is a messenger RNA of Oncorhynchus masou masou (cherry salmon), 3308 nucleotides long. Its product is annotated as probable E3 ubiquitin-protein ligase HERC3. Gene Ontology annotation, biological process: ubiquitin-dependent protein catabolic process; protein ubiquitination. Gene Ontology annotation, molecular function: guanyl-nucleotide exchange factor activity; ubiquitin protein ligase activity. NCBI's taxonomy places the organism in Eukaryota, Metazoa, Chordata, Actinopteri, Salmoniformes, Salmonidae. The record is from RefSeq and is a predicted model, not a curated record. The coding region runs from base 144 to 3116 and encodes 990 amino acids. Gene Ontology annotation, cellular component: cytoplasm. The transcript is spliced from 23 exons.